GUCCACUCAGAAAGCGGCCGUUGGGGAGGCGGGAAGGCGCUGGCGGUUUGAAGGUUGGUGGGUGCAGGCCACUUCGGUGUCGCCGCCUCGCGCCCUGUCCCGCUCCCCAGACUCGGCUCGACUCGACUCGGCGGGAACGAGGCGGCCGCUGUUCGCGUCUCGUCGGGCGGGAGAGGGAGGAAAGUCCCCGUCCGCCCCUCGGCCCAGCACCCCGGCGGCGGGAGCCCGGGCCCGGGGCUGCGGGCACCGGGCACGGUCAGUGCCGGUCCGCCUCCUGGCGCCCAGCACCCGUCGCUGGCGGCGCAGCAAACGAAGCGGGCCUCCCGCUGUUACUGUUCGCUGUGGUAGAGUGUUUGCUGCAGCGCUAUGGCUAAUAUAAAGACAGAAGAUGAAAUAAUUCUCUUUGAAAGAGAGAUGAAAGAGUUUUGGACCAAAUUAAAAAGCGUUUAUGGCACUGAACAGAUCAGUCAGACUCUGGCACUGAGAGAUUCAUGCAAGGAAUCCAUAAAAGCACUUUCAGAGAAGUGGUCCAAGAAGCUGAAAGAAGGGGACCUGAUGAUUGAUAAAAUUCAGGAAUAUAGCAAGGAGAUUCUCCAGCAGAGCCAACGCAUAUCAGAAAAUCAAGAGCAUUUGACAGAAAUAAAAUCUAACCUAAAUCAAGAAGAGGUGCAAAAUAAGGACUUGACUGACAGCAUCCAAGAGCUUAAAGAAGAGUUGAUGAAGAAAAAGGAAAUAAUAUCUUCUAAAAACAAAGCCACUAAGGAGAGAGUGGAACGACUGUGCAAGUCUAAAGUACUGUUUGAAGAGCGGCUUGGAUUGGAGAUAUGCAGAAUUAACAAUGAACAAUUACAAUUUAUAUUCAGACACAUUGACCACAAAGAUCCUGACAAGCCAUAUAUGUUUACCCUUUCCAUAAAUGAACAGGGGGAUUAUGAAGUGACUUCCUGUACUCCUUCUCUGGACUGUAUAGCAGAGUUCCAGCUGAAAAUGAGAGAAACUAACAAUUUUUCUGCAUUUGUUGCCAACAUCAGAAAAGCUUUCACUGCUUUAUCUUAUAAACAGUCUGCAUAAAACUAGUGUAUACCUCUCUAGCUGUAGAACACUCUCUUCUUUCCUUCCUGUAUUGUGAAAGUAUGUAUUUACCCAUGUCUUACUCUAAUUUCUAAAUAAAGAAAAAUAAUGAAAACGGUAUUUUAGUCCGCUGUCAUCUAGAGACAAUUUGGAUCAUUCUUUUGACAGUAUAAUCAACUACUUCCUUAACUGUAUAUCUCCAGACAUGUAAUUUUGAUCCAGUAGCAAGCAGCUUAAUGAUGUGAUGAUCUCUCUCAAGCUACUGCAGGAAGAUAUUUAAAAUAAAGUAUUUUCUGUAAUUUGUGUCUCUUCUAAAAGUGUAGAAGUGUCUUUCAGGUUGUGUGGGGUUAGAAUAGGCCUGAAGCCUACCAAAAUAAUGCCCUGGAGCUUGGCAAUGACUUCAGUUACUUGUGUCACAGGUCACUACCUUUAUUUUUUUCCCUGUCUUGUAUUCUCCAGUGUUACCACUCAUUUUCAUGUAUGUAAAUCACUGGUUUGGUCUGUUUAGCUAUAUACUUUAUUGCCUACUUCAGAUUCCUGUCUGGAUGCCUAUUUCUGUUGUUAGUUACAAAACCAUUUGAUGUACAUGCUAUUAUUGAAUAAAUAUCUUAAAAGGA
Molecule: messenger RNA, 1688 nt
Organism: Tyto alba (common barn owl)
Lineage: Eukaryota; Metazoa; Chordata; Aves; Strigiformes; Tytonidae
Gene: SPC25
Product: SPC25 component of NDC80 kinetochore complex
Exons: 7
Coding region: 367-1071 (234 amino acids)
Biological process (GO): chromosome segregation
Cellular component (GO): Ndc80 complex
Source: RefSeq, a predicted model, not a curated record